GAUCUCCACUGACAAACGAAGCUCUCCUCGCCGCACUCGCGCCUGCUCGACCGCUCCAACAAGACCCUCUCGCGCCACCGCAGCAGCGUCGUCGUCGCUACGCGGAUGCUGUCUUCUCACCGCGAGAGCCUGCUGCCCUACGCGCCGGGGCGGCGGGCGGCGGUGCUGCUCGACCACCGGCGGUACCGCCCGAACGUCGAGGUGGCGCCCAGCUGCCCGCGCUGCGACUCGCCCAACACCAAGUUCUGCUACUACAACAACUACAGCCUCAGCCAGCCCCGCUACUUCUGCAAGGGCUGCCGCCGCUACUGGACCAAGGGCGGCUCCCUCCGCAACGUGCCCGUCGGCGGCGGGUGCCGGAAGAACCGCAGCAGGGGCAAGCCGGUCCGAGCCGUGGCCGUCGAUUCCGUGGCGCCCAGCAGCGGUGGCGCGGCGGCGUUCACGCACCGGGCGUCGGCGUCGUCGUCGUCGGCGUCCCCCGCCACGCUGCGGCCGGACAUGCUACUGGAAGGCAUGCUCGGCAGCCCAAGCGAGCUGUGCCAGCUGACGGUGACGGACGACGACGCAGCGGAAAACCCGGCUGUGGCGCCCGAUGGACCCAGGAUCGACCUGGCGUUGCUGUACGCCAAGUUCUUGAACCAACAGCCGCCGGCGCCCGAGCGGCGCGCCGUCCUGCCGGAAUCGCUCGUCGUCGACACCUUGAGCGGGUCGUCGUCGAGCGACGUGGGUCCCGUCGUCCCAUCGCGGGAUCAUCAGCCGUUCACGACGCAAGACGACGGGCUGGGCGAGCUGUCCGCGGCGGCGAGCGCAGAGCCGAGCGCUCCUCCGCCACAGUCGUCGUCGUGUGCGGAGGCGCUUAUUGGGGCGUUCGGCAUGGACCAGCGCUGCUACGACUCUCUGGGUUUGCCACCAGACGGCGGGGAUCUAGUCCUACCGUCGACGUGGCCUCUUCUUGGGGCCAAGUACGAGCUGUUCGAUCCGCUACCUGAGGACGCCGUGAGCCUUCAGGACGGCUUCGCCGGCGACGAGGACGUGUGGAGCGGCGCCUUGGCUUGUCAAGGGCUGGAAGCAGCUCUCUGCAGGCCGUAAUUUUUUUUAACUCGCCUCUUGAUUUUCACCGUGCUUGUGAUUGUUUUAUGCGCUCUUUUCUUUUUCCUGGUUGUGAUCGUGUUCAGGAGUAAUUUAUAUAGAGACCAUAUAUACAGCAUGUCCAGAUCAUGCAUUAUGAUGGAUCAACGGGUAUACAUGUGAGAUAUAGAAAGAACUUAAUAAAAUUUUGACAUUUUGUUUGACAA
Zea mays is the source of this 1295-nucleotide messenger RNA. RefSeq names its product dof domain, zinc finger family protein. Gene Ontology annotation, molecular function: DNA binding; DNA-binding transcription factor activity. The record is from RefSeq and is marked validated. Gene Ontology annotation, biological process: regulation of DNA-templated transcription. The transcript has a single exon. Lineage: Eukaryota; Viridiplantae; Streptophyta; Magnoliopsida; Poales; Poaceae. The coding region runs from base 106 to 1089 and encodes 327 amino acids.